Protopolystoma xenopodis is the source of this 1479-nucleotide messenger RNA. The record is from the annotation of a GenBank genome assembly. NCBI's taxonomy places the organism in Eukaryota, Metazoa, Platyhelminthes, Monogenea, Polystomatidea, Polystomatidae.
GGCCACUUCCAUGGCGGCGAGAAGCACGAGGGCGACGUACCCGUGGCCGACCCUCUCAUCGACCCUCCAGUCAAGGUGGACCUACCGCCAAAGACGCCUCGGCCGGCCGGGUCUUCGGGCGCCUUAGCGACCGGUCACGGUCACGGUCACGGUCAUGGUCACGGCUGUCGAGUGGGCCGGUUGGCUCGUGUCGCCAGCCUGCACGGCCUCGUCUCCGGCCUCACGGGGCCCAGCAACGGCGGCGCUUGUACCGGCCUACGAAAUGGCAGUCUCACCGGCAGCAAUGUUUUUGCCCGCAUCGACGGACGCGCCAAGUACGCCGCCGUUGCCAUGCCGCGAGCUCAAACUCAGACUCCUAAUCUACCACCAUCCGGCCCAGUUGUUGGUUCGGCCAACACCAUCUCCGGCCAGUCGACGGCCGGGCAACUCAGCCACCAACACGCCCACCCUCACAGCCAUACCGGCCCAUCUCCGCCACAGGCCCACCACCACCUGCCUCACACUUACCCGCAACACCAUCACCAGCCUCAACAACAGCGACAUCUCGCCCAACCAUCAUCGCACUUGCAACCGCCCAAUCAGGCUGCCGCAAUGCUGUUUCCGCCCGAAGCAUUUGUUCGAGCCCCGGCCGGAUUCCCGCCUCGCCUCGGCCACCAAUCACACACAUCAACCUACAAUGGACCCCCGAUACAGUCGACGCUCAACGGGUCCCUUGCCACCACCUUGACUUCCUCUUCCUCCUCCUUCUCCUCCUCCUCCUCAUCCUCCUCUUCUUCCUCCUCUUCCUGCUCCUCAUCCUCAUCCUCCUGCUCCUCCUCCUCCUUCUCUUCCUCCUCGUCGUCGUCUUCUUCGUCUUCUUCCUCCUCAUUCUCUUCCGGCCUUCUCAGAAGCCCAGCUCUAUCCACGCCGGGCAGAAACCUUGUCCUACGCGGUCGUCUCGGCUACGAGGACGACAGUCCUGGAGAGUAUUUGUCUUCAGCUGAGGCGAACGGAGCCGGAAGCGACAAGAUGGACACUUGUUGUCUCGAGCAGACACGAACUGUCCGAACGGACUGUGGCGGCGAGGCCUUGGCGUGUCCGACCCUUUGCGAGGAUCGACUCUACUUUGGUCCCGUCGAUGUCUCUCAGUCAGUCUUCACGACGCCCAAAAAGGAGGCGUGGCCGCCUGGAAACGGUCUUAAAAUGGCUCCGUUCCCUCUUUUCCCAGCCAAUCACGCCAUCGUCGGCCUCUCGCCGACGCCCAGAGACACGCCCCUCGCGGCUCUUCCUCCGCUUUCCCUGUUCCCCGGCCGACCGGCCUUCGGCGCCCCGGCCGACGACGCCAAGACCGCCGGGGCUCUGGGCUCGAGGCUGAGCCCCGGCCUGGAGCGCAGUCUCGGGCAGGUCGAGGCGUUAGUAAAGCGGCUGGCGCGUUUCGGACCCGCUGGCGUGGACCUCGAACAGUUGCGGGCACUCAGCAGAGCCCUGCUGCCUGGAUCC